This is a messenger RNA of Oikopleura dioica, 387 nucleotides long. Lineage: Eukaryota; Metazoa; Chordata; Appendicularia; Copelata; Oikopleuridae. The record is from the annotation of a GenBank genome assembly.
AUGCCAAAGUUCGCGAUCGAAUCCGACCUAGAUCUCAAAGAAAUCUUUGUGAAAUUUGGCUCUGGGCGUGUCUUCUCUGCUGCCAUGGACGACUACUCUCCUUUGACCGAUGAAUCCGUCUUCCUUUCAAUGGCUAAACACAAGGCAAAGAAAAUGAGCUUUUUUGAAAAGGAAAUAGAGCGACUUGAGCAAUUAAAAAUUGAAGAAGAAGAUAUUCAAUACGAGAUUCAAGACAAAGAGGACGAAAUAAGGUGUAUCGAAGAAAACAUACAAGAAUACAAAGAAAGUAUCCAGGGUGAAAAGGAGCACAUGAGGGAGCUCCGAGUAAGAUUUGAUGAAGACAUGAAAGAAGCAAAUGAGCAAAUUGGAACAUUCGAUCUGGGAUAA